CAUUGAAAUGUUGGUAAGAAUAUUUUAUUUCUUUAAGAGAAUGAAACAAUAUACUAUGCAUUUUGGUUGGUGGGUGGUGGGUACUCGGUAUCAUAUGCCUAGAUUAUUAUUUAUUUUUACUGAAUAAGUUUAUAGUAAACUAAACAAGUUUAAUAAUAUAAAAAUGCAGUGCAUAAUUAUUUUGGAUUAUACUAUUUUAAUUAAUGUGAAUAAUUUAUAAUUAGGUAUGUAAUUGUGUAAAAUAUUAGAGCAUCUUUUUUAAUGUAAACAAAACAAAAAUAAUACCUUUAAAUUUAAGCAUAUACUUAAAUAAUUUUUGUUGGCAAAAAUAAUUGUUACAAAAAUAAUGCAUAUUAAUUACCCGGAAGAGAAUUUAAAUUUAAAGCAUAACAUAUUAACUAAAUAUCAUAAAUGGUAAUUAGUAAUUGGUAAUAAUAAUUAAAAAUUACUAAUUACUAAUUUAUAAUCAGCUAAGAAUCAUUAUUAAAUUAAUAUACACUGCAGAUAUUAUAUAGUUACUAAUAUGUGCGUGUAUCCGUCAAUAAUUGAAUGGUUUAUGAAUCAUUGUAAUUUGUCACUUCUAGGUGUGAGUAGUGCUUACGAAACAUUUUUCAUCUAAAUUCGUCUAAUUUAAUCUAAUUCAAGAUUAAAAAUUCUAUUUAUUAGUAGAAGUAUAAUGUAAUAAAUUAAUAUUUUAUUAUAUUUGACACGUUCUAAUCAACUUAAUUUGAUACUUUCGACUGAUGUUUUUUAUAUAAAAAUAAAGUGAUAUUAAAGUUUUUCAUGAAAACCAUGUUUAUUAUUAAAAAAUAUAAUUUAUUAAAUGAAUGAAUACUACAGGAAUAUUUAAAAGGAAUUGCAUCUAACACAGCAUAAAGUUUUUCGCUUACGACGUAAAAUCUAUAGAAUACAGUCGUUGAACUACAAUAUUAUAAAUCUAAAGAAAAAUGUAUUUUUAUUUUUUUAAAUUAUGUGAAAAACUUACUACUCAUUACAAAAAACUCUAACACUUCACCAUCAUAACAUUCAUAACAAUUAGGUAUGGUGUAGUUCUAUUAUAAUUAAGUAACGAAUCCUCAUAAGAUUUCAGAGCUUGAGAUUGGAAUGACAAACACAGUCUAUACAUGCUGAACCCGAACAGGAAUAAUAACCUGUGUCAGCUGUCACUCAAAAAAUAGAUAUUUAAAACUAAAAAAAUUUAAACUUUAAAUAAAUUUUAACACUCCCUGACAAAAUUUAAAAAAUAUUUAAAUAGAACUUUAUAGGUAAUAAAUGUAUAAAAUACUAAAAAAUUAUUAUUAAUAUUAUUAAAAUACUAUUAAACGAAAUUAUUACAAGUUGUGUAUACGAAAAUAAUAGUCUGGCAAUGUCAAGCACUCUUCUUUCACUCUCAACACCGAAAGUGUAUUACAAUCGGCAUAACUGUUCGAGUGUCAGAAUCUUGGAACCGGUAUCCCGUUGGUAUACUAACUGGCAAUAAAUAUCAAAUGGGAGUUUAUGAUGAAUGUGUUGAUGUGCAUCGUCCAAUAAGAGGCCAGUAUUGUCUGUCCGAAAUAAAAUUACUUCCACUGACGGGAAAAGAUUAUAGUUUUAAUAGAACGGAAAAUUUAGAUGAUUUUGGUAACAAUCAUGCAUGGAAAACAAUUCUCGGGUGGGUUGAUUAUCCAGAUCAAGUUCAACGAAAUAGCUUAAACUUGGGAAUUUGCAUUCCAAGUUCUUGUUCAGCAUCAGAUCUUCAAAAAUCAUUGCAAAAUGAAUUAGACAAGGUAUUUUUACCAGAACAGUUCAAAGCAGUUGUUAAUGUGAAUCCGCUAUUAUGCACUGUCAGUGAAGACAUGUAUCCUCACAAUACAGCAUAUUAUGUAACAAAUAUAAUUUUUGGAGCCAUAUUAUUAAUUUGUGGUGCGGCAACAGCUCAUCAUUAUGUAGCAUUAUCUUGCCAACAAAAAAAGAAUCAAGGCGAAAAAGAAGUUCCAAAAUCUUGUUUUUACAUAUUUUCUUUUAUUCAUUCUGGAAAAUUUUUAUUAAACUACAAUAAAGAAAAUGAAUUUAAUGUACUUAAUGGUUUGAAAGCGAUCAUCAUGUUACCAAUUUUAUUGGGUCACAGAUUUAUGUACUUAGUUGGAAAUCCAAUAAUUAAUCCUAAAUUUAUAGAACAUAUAUACCUCCAUGGACGUGAUAUUUAUUUGACUUGUAUGAACUUAACUGACCCAUUUUUUUUCAUAACUGGUUUUUUGAUAUACACGACAUUAGUACCAAUGUUUAAAAAAUUGAAAAAGGAAUCAAUAUUGGUAAAACUUAUAACACCAAUUGUCUACAGAAUAAUCAGAAUAUUACCGGCUUAUUGUGCAAUGAUGGCAAUCACAGCUCACAUCGUACCGCACCUUGGAGAUGGACCACUGUGGUCUUAUAAAACCUGGGACGAAGCCGAAAUAUGUAAAAACUAUUGGUGGACCAAUAUGUUGUUUAUAAGUAAUUUAAUCGAUUCUAAGUAUGAAUGUCUCAUAGUCAGUUGGUACAUAUCUUGUGAUAUUCAGUUUUGCAUACUUGGAGUUAUUAUUGUUUACAUUUACACAAAGAACAUUAAAUUCGGGAUUGGAUUAAUCAUCGCAAUGCUUGGUGUGUCGAUGUCUGUGCCUUUUAUAAUCACGAUUUUGACGAAAAGGGAGGGAAUAAUUAAAAUACUUCUUCCGUUUCUAGAAAACACAAGAUAUUCCGCGACAUUUAAUGAGUCAUACAGAGCAAGUUACAUGCGAGCUUUUCCUUUUUUUACUGGUAUAGCAAUAGGUGUAAUAAUUGAUAAACUAAAGGAAAAUAAAGUAAAAUUUUCACAAAUGACUGUUUACGCUGGGACGUUCACUAUUGCCGUAAUUUGUAUGUGGGUUCAGUUUUAUGGAGCUAUAUUUUAUAAAAGAGAUAGACCUUAUUAUGUAUUAGAACAAGCUUUAUAUUCAACUUUAAAUCAUUGCACAUGGGUUAUAUUUUUUGCAUGGGUGUUUCUUUGUCACUUCACAAGUGGUUAUGGUCUACUAACAAAAUUCUUAAAUAAUAGAUUUAUUGUACCAAUGGGAAGACUUUCUUAUUCCGUUUUUUUGGUGAACCUCACUAUAAUGAUGAUAUCACAGAGUCGACUAAGAACGCCAAAUUAUCUUUCAAAACGAACUGUGAUAGAUGCUUGGAUGUAUGAUACGUUGAAAAGUUAUUUGAUGGGCUUAAUAUUAUUUAUGGUUAUCGAAGCUCCUGCAGGAAGUUUGGCUAGUAAAUUUUUUAAACGAAAGUAAAUCAUUGUUUUUGUGUACCUUUGAUAAAUUGUUGUAGUUAUUCAAAUAUUAUAAAAUCUCCAAAAAGUGUAUUCAUUGUUAUUUAUACUAGUUAUUGUAUUUAUAUUUAAUUAUUUUCAAUUGUUUGUGAAAAAUAAACUUUAUACAUGUA
This is a messenger RNA of Aphis gossypii (cotton aphid), 3432 nucleotides long. RefSeq names its product nose resistant to fluoxetine protein 6-like. The transcript is spliced from 12 exons. Lineage: Eukaryota; Metazoa; Arthropoda; Insecta; Hemiptera; Aphididae. Gene Ontology annotation, molecular function: acyltransferase activity, transferring groups other than amino-acyl groups. The coding region runs from base 1488 to 3281 and encodes 597 amino acids. The record is from RefSeq and is a predicted model, not a curated record.